This is a messenger RNA of Sphenostylis stenocarpa, 1326 nucleotides long. Lineage: Eukaryota; Viridiplantae; Streptophyta; Magnoliopsida; Fabales; Fabaceae. The record is from the annotation of a GenBank genome assembly.
AUGAAGGAAAGAAUGCGACUUGGGAAAUACGAGUUGGGUAGGACCCUUGGUGAAGGCAAUUUUGGCAAAGUCAAGUUCGCUAAGAACACUGAUUCUGGUCAACCUUUUGCUGUUAAGAUCAUUGACAAGAACAAAAUCAUCCAUCUCAACAUAACCAAUCAGAUAAAGAGGGAGAUAGCCACCUUAAAGCUCCUCAGACAUCCCAACGUUGUUAGAUUAUACGAGGUCUUGGCUAGCAAAACAAAAAUUUAUAUGGUGCUUGAGUAUGUGAAUGGAGGGGAGUUAUUUGAAACAAUUGCAUCCAAAGGUAAACGUACGGAAGGUGAAGGUAGAAAGCUGUUCCAGCAGUUGAUUGAUGGGGUGAGCUACUGUCACUCUAGAGGUGUCUUCCACAGGGAUCUCAAGCUUGAGAAUGUUCUAGUGGAUAACAAAGGGAACCUAAAAAUAACUGAUUUUGGUCUUAGUGCUCUACCCCAGCAUCUUAGGGCAGAUGGAUUGCUGCAUACAACUUGUGGAAGUCCCAAUUAUGUUGCACCUGAGGUUGUUGCUAAUAGAGGCUAUGAUGGUGCAACAUCAGAUGUAUGGUCAUGUGGUGUUUUAUUAUAUGUAAUCCUAGCAGGAUACCUACCAUUUGAUGAUAGAAAUAUGGUAGUUCUCUUUCAGAAGAUUAUUAAAGGAGAUGUUCAGAUACCAAAAUGGCUAUCACCAGGUGCACAAAACAUAAUAAAGAGAAUUCUUGAUCCCAACCCUGAAACACGGAUAACAAUGGCUGGCAUCAAAGAAGAUCCGUGGUUCAAAAAGGGUUAUGUUCCAGCAAAUCCUGAGGAUGAGGAUGUAUAUGUUGACACUGAAGCCUUUUCCAUCCAUGAAGAGCCAAAUGAAGCAGAACAGAGAAAUUCAGGAUCACCAACCCUUAUCAAUGCAUUUCAGUUGAUAGGGAUGUCUUCGUGCCUCGACCUCUCUGGCUUCUUUGAGAAAGAGGAUGUCUCUGACAGAAAGAUAAGAUUUACAUCAAAUCUUUCAGUUAAAGAUCUGAAUGAGAGGAUGGAGGACACUGUGACAGAAAUGGAGUUUAUAGUCCAGAGGAAAAAUGGCAAAUUGAAAGUGAUUCGGGAGAACAAAAUGCACGAAACUAUUGGAUGCCUCUCAGUGACAAUAGAGGUAUUUGAAAUAAGCCCAUCAUUGUAUGUAGUAGAAUUAAGGAAGUCUUGUGGAGAUGCUUCUGCAUAUAAACAGUUAUGCAAGAAAAUAUUGAAUGAUUUGAGUGUUCCUCCCAAGCAAGCCCUACUGGACUCAGCAGCCAAUUACAUGCCAGACAAUAUGUAG